GCGCCGCCGCUCCCGCUAGGGGGCGGGGCGGAGAGCGCGCCGCUCUAGCCGGCGGCGGGCAAGCGAGGCGGCGGGUCGCCAUGGCGACGGCGGGGCCGCGGCGGCGGGGCGGCAUGGCGGAGCGGCGGGCGGCGACGCGCCUCGUCGAGAAUCAGCCGUACGACGAGAGCCUGGAGCUGCCGGAGGCCGAGGAGGCGGGCGGGGCGGCGGGCAGGCCGGCCGGGGCCCGCGGGGAGGGCCCCUCUCGCCGGACGGGGCUGCCCGGGGCCGGCGGCGAUCGCAGCAGCGACGAGGAGGGCAGCGGCGGCAAGGAGGAGGCAGCGGCCCGCUCAGCGCCCCCCGCCGCCCUCAGCGAGGAGGAGGAGGAUGAGGACGACGACAACUCGGAGGAGGAAGAGGAGGAUUCCUCCGAAAGCAGCUCUGAGGACGACUCGGAGGAGCACGGGGCUGCGCCGGAGGGUGACUUCAACCUAGCAGAUUAUGACUAUUUGCCAGUAUCUUCUGAAAUCAAAGAACUCUUUGAGUACAUCAAGAGGUACACUCCCAAAACGAUAGAGAUCGAGCACAAGCUGCAGCCUUUUAUUCCAGACUUUAUUCCCGCAGUUGGAGACAUCGACGCGUUCCUAAAGGUUCCCCGUCCCGACGGCAAGCCUGAUAACCUUGGCCUGCUGGUCCUGGACGAGCCGUCGACGAAGCAGUCGGAUCCCACCGUGCUCUCCCUUUGGCUGACGGAGAACUCCAAGCAGCACAACAUCACACAGCAGAUAAAAGUGAAGAGUUUGGAGAAUGCAGAAAAGAACCCCAAAGCCAUCGACAGCUGGAUCGAAAGUAUCAGCGAGCUGCACCGCUGCAAACCUCCUGCCACGGUCCAUUACAGCAGGCCAAUGCCCGACAUAGAGACCCUCAUGCAGGAAUGGUCACCGGAAUUUGAGGAGCUCUUGGGAAAGGUGGGCCUCCCGACCGCAGAGAUGAACUGUGACCUGGCCGAAUACAUCGACAUGAUAUGCGCUGUUCUGGACAUCCCUGUGUACAAGAGUCGGAUCCAGCCUCUCCAUGUCCUCUUCUCCCUCUACUCGGAGUUCAAGAACUCGCAGCAUUUCAAGCCCCUGGCUGACGGGAAGAAGGGCAGGAGCCCGCCAUCCAACCCACCUUCACAAGCCGCAGACGUGUUAAGCCUUGCUUGACGCCUCCCGUUAAACCUGCAUCCCCUGGAUCAACGUUCAUCUGCUGCUGGACGUUGAGAUUUGACCAAAGCAGCCUGUGAAGCAACGCGCAGAACUUCAGAAGCCUCCCCGCUUUUAUAGAUUCCGUUCUGCAUUCACAAGAGGGGGCCUUUACUCGUGGCACGCCGCACGGGAGCUGCCCAGCCGCUCCAUUUUCGACUUGUCCCCAAGCUGUUCCGCAUUACACCAGCUCGUCCCGAUGACAGGCCCCCUGUGCUGCAGAGAGCCGAGGCUUCUCGAGCACACACUACCAGUGCUGUAGCAAGCGGGAAUAAAUUCCGUUCUCAAACACAA
Molecule: messenger RNA, 1517 nt
Organism: Phalacrocorax carbo (great cormorant)
Lineage: Eukaryota; Metazoa; Chordata; Aves; Suliformes; Phalacrocoracidae
Source: RefSeq, a predicted model, not a curated record